Rhopalosiphum padi (bird cherry-oat aphid) is the source of this 6118-nucleotide messenger RNA. It is a transcript of the gene ftz-f1, whose product is annotated as nuclear hormone receptor FTZ-F1. Bases 601 to 2886 code for a protein of 761 amino acids. Gene Ontology annotation, cellular component: RNA polymerase II transcription regulator complex. The transcript has 10 exons. Gene Ontology annotation, molecular function: RNA polymerase II cis-regulatory region sequence-specific DNA binding; zinc ion binding; nuclear receptor activity. The record is from RefSeq and is a predicted model, not a curated record. Gene Ontology annotation, biological process: tissue development; hormone-mediated signaling pathway; regulation of transcription by RNA polymerase II. Lineage: Eukaryota; Metazoa; Arthropoda; Insecta; Hemiptera; Aphididae.
UUCCGUAAAAUUCGCAUGAAAAUUUAUGCCGACCUUUGUCUCGAGCCCGGUAGCACCGGUGGACAUCCGCGGUAUUUUCCGCGAAAACUGCUCAUGUUGGAUGACCUACUUUCUAAAAGAACCGUCGAGACGGCAAGCCUGCGUUCAUCGUAAAGUGGACCUACGGUGUUAUUAUUUUUUUUUUCAUCCGCAAACCAAAUUAUUCAUUUUCACUUUUUUUUUAUCUCUCCCCCUAGUGCGAAAAAAAACAAAAUAAGUAAAUAAAUCCGUCCGUCGCAACCCUUCGCGUUUCGCCGUCGUAGUCCGUUUCGUCGUCGGGUCGUACAACGAGACAUUAACGACGAAAUCGUCAUCCGCCGCCGACGUGUCCGUAGAUAAUAGGUAUUUGUAAUAUUUUAUAUUUUUCCGCCGCCGCCGUCGUCCCGGACGGUUGCCGUCCUGUGCUGUGUACCGUCGCGCCAGUGUUCAUAACAAUACCGAUAUUAUACAUAUAUCUAUGCCAGACGACGUGAAAAACAAGUGCAAGUGAAUGACGACGAUGGCCUACCGACCUAUAUUGCCGCCGUGGUGGCCGUCCGUCGGAAAUGCAUUGGUACGAGCAUGACGGCGCAACUGUCGGAGUACGCGACGUCGGGCCCGAUGGCCGGCGACGAGAACGGCGGUGGCAGCAGCAGCAACGAUAGCGGCGGCGGCGAUGAAUCCACGGCCGAACGGCGGGUGGUGAUGAUAGCGUUCAAAAUGGAAAAUGAUUGCGAUGGUGAAACGGCCGCUGGACCGUCGCGAGAUGAUUCGAACUCGGAACCGCACGCCAUGAUGCUGCAGCAGCAGCAGUCGCCGCCACCGUCGUUCUCGUCGGACGGCAAUACAGCUGAUCAAAAGUGCAUGGAACUCAGUAAUUUGAACGAAGAUCAAACAUUCAUUGAUGAUCCGAAGUGCAUGGACUUGAGUCAUUUGAGUGACGAUGAUCCCAAUUUCAUUGAAGGUGGAAACGGUGGCGGAGGAGGAGGUGGCGGUGUGUCCGGUUCCAUGGACGGCCUCCAGCAGUACGUGGCCGUCGGCGGAAACGGCGGCGGUACGCCCGUGUCCGCGGCCGCGGCCGCCGUCAACCCGUCGGCCACCGGUUCCGAGCUUCCUGACACCAAGGAAGGCAUCGAGGAACUGUGUCCCGUGUGCGGUGACAAGGUGUCCGGUUACCAUUACGGUCUACUCACGUGCGAGUCAUGCAAAGGCUUCUUCAAACGGACCGUGCAAAACAAAAAGGUGUACACGUGCGUGGCCGAGCGGUCGUGUCACAUCGACAAGACCCAAAGGAAGCGGUGUCCGUUCUGCCGGUUCCAGAAAUGUCUCGAAGUCGGCAUGAAACUCGAAGCCGUCCGAGCGGACAGGAUGCGAGGAGGCCGGAACAAAUUCGGACCUAUGUACAAACGGGACAGGGCGAGAAAGUUGCAGAUGAUGCGUCAGCGACAGAUGGCCGUGCAGACGUUGCGCGGUGGCGUGGUCACGUCUGCCGGAGCCAACAGCCACCACCAAUUCGCCAUGUUGGCCGGCGACGCGGUCACGCUAGGCCAGUACCCCGGCUCCACCAUCACGUCAUCGGUGUCCAGUUUGCACAUCAAACAAGAAAUUCAAAUUCCCCAGGUGUCUUCGUUGACGUCCUCACCCGACUCGUCACCCAGCCCGAUCGCCGUGGCUCUGGGUCAGGCCGGACUCGGGUCUCUAGCCACUGGUGCCGGAGGCACCACGUGUGUGGUCAACCAACACUCGCAAAUGACGCUGCAAAUCGUGGCAUCGGCCAACGGCAACAAUAACAACAACACUAGCAGCAGCAACAACAACAACAGCACGGGCGUGACCAACAUGACCGGUGCAAACGGUGGAGUGCCGCCGUCGCAACACCAGCAACAUCACCAGCAGACACAGCAGCAACAACAACAACAGCAACAACAGCAACAGCAGUCGGCGGUCCCGGCCGCGUCCAUGUUGUCCGUGAACAAAAUGUGGUCGCCACCGUCGUCGCCUAAGAACUACCUGUUGUCCGCGCACCAGCAACAACAGCAACAGCAGCAACACCACGUGCCGCAGCAGCAACAACAGCAGCAACAGCAACAGCAGAUGGUGGACGGCGGCGGUAGCACGUCGGCCGCUGCGGCUGCGACCGCCAACGGUGGCGGCGUCAAAGGCAUGUCGCCCAUGAUCCGGGACUUUGUGCAGGGUCUGGACGACCGGGAGUGGCAGAGCUCGCUGUUCGGCCUGUUGCAGAACCAGACGUACAACCAGUGUGAGGUCGAUCUGUUCGAACUCAUGUGCAAGGUGCUCGACCAGAAUCUAUUCUCGCAGGUGGACUGGGCGCGGAAUUCGGUGUUCUUCAAAGAUUUGAAGGUGGACGACCAAAUGAAAUUGUUGCAGCACUCCUGGUCCGACAUGCUGGUGCUGGAUCACAUCCAUCAUCACAUGCAUAACAACCUGGCCAACGAGAUUAUGUUGCACAAUGGGCAAAAGUUCGAUCUGCUCGCGCUCGGUCUGCUUGGCGUCACCACGAUGGCCGACUGUUUCGCCCAGGUCAUCGACAGGUUACAGGAGCUCAAGUUCGACGUCGGCGAUUACAUUUGCUUAAAGUUCCUGCUACUGUUGAACCCCGACGUUAAAGGGAUCGGUAACAGUAAACACGUUCAUGAAGGCCACGAGCAAGUGUUGAAGGCUCUGUUGGACUAUUGCAUCACAGCUAACUCUCAAGUACAGGACAAAUUUACCAAGUUGUUGUCCGUGCUGCCCGAAAUCCAUCACAUAGCCACCAGGGGCGAGGAGAGUCUGUACUUGAAGCACUGUAGCGGUGGCGCUCCCACGCAGACGUUGCUCAUGGAGAUGCUGCACGCCAAGCGAAAAUAACACAAAUCACACAAUAUACCUACACACACCACUCACCAACAAAAUAUUAUAUUUAUAACAAUAAUAGCGUACCUAUUGUUAUUAUUAAUAUAUUAAUGAUAAUAUAUUACUAUUAUUAUAUUUAAAUAUAUAUAUUUAAACCACACACAACACAAUACCACCCCGUACACACACUCACACACACACAUAUACACACAACGUCAAAUCGACACCAUCUACAAUGCGAAGAAGAGACACGCGCACGCACUCCUCGCACUCGUUCACACGGUUGGUCAAAUAUUUUAAAAGACAAAUCCCAUCAUCGUCAAUUUGAGCGACAGCCACGUUACCAUGACAACUAAAUACAUUUUGAGUCAUUACAGAGUUACCAACUGAUCUCGUCGACAGCGUCAUUACACACGUACGCGAUGUUGGUCAAAACUACUCGUACACACCACGUACACUGAUGUACACAUACACCAAUACACGAUUACACACACUUACACAAAUACACACCACAUAAUUAUUAAUAUUAUUUAUUAUUAAUUAUUUAAAUUAUGUAUUUUUUUUUAUUAUAAUAUCUAAGAAAAGUAAUCCUUCCGAUGACUAAUGAAAUAAGAGUGCACAAUGUGCGCCCAAAAAAUCCGAUUAUUAUUAACUAUGUUAUGUUUAAUAGUGCAUAUUAGAGCAUAAUGCAUAUGUAUACAUAUAUUUUUAUUAUGAGCGAUAUAGUUUGUACAUAUAUUAUGAUGAUUUUAAUGCUUAGCUUAGGUAUUUAAUGUUUGGUUACCAAAUCUCAAAAGGCCAGUAAAAGGAGAUGUGCUCAAGGUUAAAAAAUGUUAAAAAAAAAAGUUUAUAUUAUUAACAAUAUAAUGCAAGCAGUUCAGUUCCUACACACACUGUUCCAAUUUUAAAUAAGAUAUUAAUCCGUUAUAUGUUCGGUUUUCUUCUUCUUUUUAUUAAUUGCAGAAAUUUUGUUCAUGAAAAAGAUAUAUAAGUGAGAAACAUAUACAAAGAGAGAAUGAUUACAAUGAAUUAUGUGUGACAAUAUUGUUGUUUACAGUAUUCGUGUGUGUUAUUGUAAAUUGUAUCAUUAUUUUCAAUAUUAUUAACUCAAAAUUAUAAAGAUCUUAAUGAUUUAACCAAUUUACUAUAUUCGCACACUAAUAUUUUGUUUCUUUACGAUGAUUUGUGUAAAAAGUAAUUGUACAUAUACAUAUUUAUUUAUGUAUAUAGUAUUUUUAAAUAUCAAUUGAAUAAAAAAGAUUAACUACCAUUGCCUCCAAAACAAGAGUACAAAAUAUUUUUCUAAAACCAAUUCGUUAUCUUUGUUAACCCCAUUAGCUUUAGUUUUACCUUUCAAAUUUUUUUUUGUUUUUUUUCUUUGGGAUAUUUGGGCAUAAAAUCACUGAUUCGGCAUUCGUCUUUUGGAUCUUGUUUGAAAAAAGAAAAACAUUCCGUCUAAAUAAAUUAAAUUUAAAAACAAAUACCUAAAAACGUUUAUUUUUUUUUCUCCUUGUAGAAGGUGAUGGACAAGUUAGCGUUCGCCUUAUUUUAUAUUUUAUUUCCUCUACAAGUAUAAUAUUAUUAUAGUUAUUAUUAUAUAACAUAGUUUCAUAGUUGUUUAGAUUUAGAGAUUUAUUUAUUUAUGCGUGUAUACAUAGAUUUAUGGCAUAUAUUAUUAUUAUUAUUAUUAUAUAAUAUACCUUUGUGGUUCAUAAUGUUAGGUGUUAAAAAUAUUUAUUUUAAAACAAAUAUUGUCGUUAAAAAAAAAACAAUUUUAUAAAACACAAGAAUGAAUGUAUGAAACUAUGAGUUACCGUUAAAUUUUUUUUGUAAGUAAUAUUACUAUGUACUUGCUCAUUGUUUUUCUUUUUCUUAUCUUUUCUUUUUCCUUUUUUUUUUUUUUUAUUCGUCAUUUAUGCUUGUAUUGUUCGUUUGGUUUGUCACAAGCGUGCGCACACGAUAUAUUCAGACAUCUCAAUAUUUGAUUGUAUAAAUCUUCACAUGGACUUACCGUUCGAUGUGUGUAUGUGUAUGCGUUUGCGUUGACGCUUCCCAGCCUCUGUCUUCCUUUACAUACGCGCCCGGGGCAGUGCGAAAACAUUGCAAGUCUGUCAGUUUUUUUUUUUUUUUUUAAUGAGAGAAGGAAAGAAAAAAUGUUUGAAUUUCGACCAAAGUUCUACAAUGUUUCCAGACAUAUAUAUGUAACUAAUUUUUUUCUCGAAAACUAAUAGUUUAAAAGAAAAUUUAAUCAUAAUUACUAAAAAAAAAAGCGUCCAGGGUUUUCGUAUGAAUUCGUGAUCAAACAUUGUGAUUGAAUAUUUUUUAAAUAAAAUAUAUAAUGUUAUUAAUAAUAAUACAUAUAUAAAUAUAUAUUUUGGAAGUAUAUUUCUUAAUCUAUUUUAAAAGGAAAAUACGUUUUAUUUUUUGAGAUAAUGAAAUAUUUUAAGUUUUUAUUAUGGUUUUAACACUGUUGGUUCUUUUGUUCUCCAUCAUUAUAAUUAUUAUUAUUAUUAUUAUAUUAUUAAUAUUACUAUUAUAUAUUUGGCAUCAUUAUUAUUAUUAUUAUCAUUAUUGUAUAAUUAUAUUUUGACCCUCCCUUAAUGUUUUUUUUCAACUUUUAACCGCGCUUAGAAGAUAAGCUAUGUAUUUUUAUUUUUUAUCCCUUAGUUUCGUAUUAGUUUUUAAAUGAACAUUUUAUUAUGUAUAUGUAUAUUAUAGAUAAGUUACGAGAACACGAAAAAUAAAAUAUAGAUUAUGUUUCUCGUUGCUUCGGAAUACAAUUAAACACAUAUUUUUAAGAAAUAUGAAAAAAAAAUCCUGUUACCUCAAUAAAUUCGUUGCGUUUGUACCAUAUAAUAUAUAUAUAUAUAUAUUAUAUUAUAAAUAACAUAAUUUAUACAUAAAUAUAAUUUAAGGUAAUAAUAAUUAUUAUUAAAUAAAAAAAAAAUAUAAUAAAUACCAUGUUAUUAAGUGUUUUGUGUUUGUAUUAUCUAUUUUUGAUGUAAAUAUAGAUUUACGUUUAAUUUUAUUAUUUAUGCGAUAUUUUUUUUUCAUUCAGAACACAUUAUUUGUCUCGUUAAGACGUUAUUAUUAUUACUUUUUAACGAAAUUAAAAAUAAUUUACACGGAUAAUUAAUGGUACAAAAUUGUGGUCGAGAAUGUUUCUAAAACCUGUUACCAGCGUAUUAUUUUUAUUCGUAUUAUGUGUAUUGAUCUUAAAAUAUAAUGUUUAUUGAUUAUACUUGAA